AUGGCAGCAGCAAUGCACAUUAUAUUGCAAAGGAGGAACGAACAAAGAAAGCCACCCCGCCCAAGGGUAUUCCGCGAUCGGUGCAAUCCAUUAGAUGGCCUCACGGAUGUGGAAUUUAUCGCGCGUUACAGGCUGCCUAAGGAAAGCAUUAUAGAUUUGCUUGAAAUGGUGAGAAAUGACAUCAGACGACCCACUUCUAGAAGUAACGCCAUUCCUGAAAUCACACAGAUGCUGAUAUUUCUCAGAUAUCUGGCUACAGGUGAUUUUCAGUCUGAAUGUGCAGACCUACAUGGGGUGUCCCAACCGACUGUUUCCAGGAUAAUUUCCACUGUUGUUUCUGCACUGGACGCACGUCUAAAGAACAUAAUAUUUCCAUCAACGAAUGAAGACAUCAUUUGCAUGAAAACCAAAUUCUUCAGUCUUGCCAAGUUCCCUGGCGUAAUUGGAGCUUUAGAUGGUACUUUGAUACCAAUCCUGGCGCCUAAGGAGGAUGAAUAUGCAUUUGUAUGUCGAAAGGGAUAUCAUGCAUUGAAUGUGCAGGGCGUUGUGGACACGAGUCUUAGAUUCACGAAUUUGGUGUGUAAAUGGCCCGGCUCGGUGCAUGCCAGCUUUAUAUUUAAUGAAUGUAAACUUCAUGAUGUUUUGCGAGAGGGAAACAUUGGUUGGCUGGUUGGAGAUUCCGGUUAUCCCCUGAAGAAGUUUUUGAUGACUCCAAAGCUGAAUCCUAAGACAGAAGCAGAAGAAAGAUACAAUAGAGCACACGCUCAGACCAGGGUUGUGGAUGAACGAGCGUUUGGUGUCCUGAAAUCUCGUUUCAGGUGUUUGCACAAGACUGGAGGAUGCUUACCAUUCAGCCCUGAAAAAUGUGUAAGGGUCAUUAGCGUUGCUGUUAAGCUGCAUAACUUGUGCAUUAGCAGGAAAAUCCCAUAUACAGCACCCGAGUGCAUCAGUACAACAGAGCAUGAAGAAGAGAACAUCGUGGUACAGGACAUCCAAGCAGAUCGUGGUGGGUCGCUUCAACGUCAAAGACUUAUUCAACUAUUUGCAUAA
This is a messenger RNA of Ostrea edulis (European flat oyster), 1050 nucleotides long. RefSeq names its product putative nuclease HARBI1. The transcript is spliced from 4 exons. The record is from RefSeq and is a predicted model, not a curated record. NCBI's taxonomy places the organism in Eukaryota, Metazoa, Mollusca, Bivalvia, Ostreida, Ostreidae. Bases 1 to 1050 code for a protein of 349 amino acids.